GGCCGCUGAGCGCGGCGGCCCCGCCGCCCCGAGGGUCCCGCGGCGGCCGGCGGAGCGGUGAGUGGCGGCGGGCGGCUGCGGGGGCUUGGGGCGGGCGGGCGGGCUCGGGGCUGGGAAGCGCGCUGGGGAAAGCGUCCCGCCGACGCCGGGCGUCCGUCUCCCUUCGUUCUCUUCUGGACUCUCCCGCCGCCCUGCACCUGCCCCCGCUGCCCCCGUCUCCCGCCGCGGGACGGGGCGACCUGCGGAGGAGGUCCCGUGCCCCUGUCCUCAGCGGGAGCCCCGGAUCCGCGGAGCACCCCGAGUGCCGGGGUCGGUGGGUGCCCGUGGCUCGGCGGGGCCGUGGGUGGCCUCGGGGUCCCCUGCGCUGUCGCUCGGCACCAGCGGGCGUCAGGCGGCGGGAUGCGGCGUGGGGGUCGGAGGCAUCGCCCGCUCCUGGGGUCGGUGCUCGUUGUGAUGCCCGCUCGGCAGUCAGAGCUCGUGGGGGUUUGUUUCCCUUCCCGUCGCCGUUUCGUACCAUUGGCUGUUGCAAAGGGGGGGGGGGGGGAUGAAAGAAGCGGUUAUGUCGGGAGGAGAUCCGUACCGUUAUGUCAUUUCAUAAUUGCCCCAGAAUUACAAAUUACGACCUCGCUCUGCCCCUGGAUCUGUGCCAGCGGGCUCUCGCAUCUAUUGAAGUUUUGUUGUGUGUUUUUUUUCUUUUUCUUUUCUUUUUCUUUUUUUUUGCCAAGAAAUGAGAAUAAUAGCUUUUUGUGGCUUGGCCCCUACAUGCCGAGAUCCUGCAGUCCGUGUCUGUAAGUGGAGAUGUGAUGUAACUGUGCCGAGCGGUCGGUCUGAUCCGCAAAGCCGGGACGUCACAUCUCGGCCGGUGACAAUGGGAGCGGUGCGCUGCCCAGCAGCCUCCCGCUGCGCUGCUCCGCGGGAUCCGCAGCCUCUCAGGUUUGUCGCUUUAAAAGUUCUGAUUCUGCCCGGCAAAGCUGCUGCUGUCUGUGGGUAACGGGCACGUGGAAAAUAGCGGCCUUCAAGCUGCGGGUGAUCCAGAUGGAUGACAGAGAAGGGCUGCGCUGUUUGGAGAUGCAGCCACCGCGAGAUCCUCGGUUUGUGCUUCCAGUUCCUAAUCACAGAGGCUGGACCUGCACUACCCUGUUAUGUUCUUACAGUUGUACCACACACCAGGAUAACACUUGGAGGAAAUCCUGCUGUCCUGCCAGCUGUGCACGGGUGGCAGCAGGAGUCGGCAGGGACCGGGGCAGGCACUGCCUGGGGUUCAGAAUUGAGCAGAUCCAUUCCCCACGGCAGGAUGCUCACUCUCACCACUGGGCACGGCGUGCUUCCAAAUGCCACAGCUCUGUCGUUUCAAAGGGUGCGCCCUUCUCCUGCAUCCUCCCAUUCUAUGGUGGUGUUCAGGAUCUCCUCUCGCUCCUGUGACAUGUAUUCCUCAAAGCCUGGCAAACACUGAUCUGUCGGAGCCUGCCCGGCCGCGUGUGUCAAGCGGCAUAUUACAGUGGGAUAUUGUUCUUUGGAAGCAUCGUUUCGCUGGCCUCCUAUGACCUAAAAAGCACACAGAAAUAAACAAGGGCAUAUUGUUCAGUGAGAAGGAUGCAGAAAAUUCUUCUGCCUUAGCCGUCUGGUUAGGGAAAGGUUACUUUUAAGUGUUCCUCCACAUUGCCGGAGAAAUGGCACGGUGCACGUGGACUCGGGCUUUGCCAAGCAGACUUUGUUUGGAAAACGAUGCGUUUCUGAACUUCUCGGACACCUUGGAACUAGUUACGAGUGCAGCAAAGGCCUGCCCAAAUCUUCUCUUCUAAUUAAUUUGGCUGGAGGCCAUCCUAAUUAACCUCGAGGGAGUUCAGGGGUGGAAGAGCUUGCUCUGAAACAAUUGUUCUCCUGUAAUUUGCUUUUCACAACGUGUUGACCCAGCCGAGAGUUUCAUCCAUGAAAUCCUUUGGGUCUCUUGCAGAAGCCAUUACACCCGUUUAUUUAUUUUUUAACAGAUGUUGUUUUCCAGCGCCUGAGUGGAAAGGGUUAUCUCACUUUCUGCAACCUUGCUAUUGUGCUUUGUUCCAAGAGCCAGGGGACUGGGGCUGGCCGGGGAAGCUUACUCACCGGUUCCAGCUGCAGAGGAAGGAGCUGGUCAGCCUUCCAGCAGUCUUGAUGCCAUUGUUAAGGUCUCCAUGUGAACUGACAGCAUCUUUUCACAUCUACGUAGUGAUAACCAGCCAUUCCUUUGGCACUGUGGUGCUGCAGGGAACAAACAUUAGCAGCAGCCUCUUUAUUGGCUGAGUGUAUUGCAGUUGGCCAUGACUUGGGCCAUCCCAAAUGGUGGGGGCAAGAGAAGGGUGUUUGGAAUUUGAGCUAGUCUAACAAGGCUGGAGAUGGAGUUCUGCUUUUUGAAAGUGCCCAAGUACAGGGUGAAGGGGGAAAAUUUAACAGCCAUUUCUGAACUUCUAGGAUAAUUCUUCGUGCUGUUUGUUGGUCCUUGGGGCUCACCCGUGCUGUGCCUUCCCCCCAUUUGUGCAUACCCUGCCACUGCAGGGGAGGUGAGCGUGGGCUUCUUUACUGCCUGUUUUGUUCUGCACCAAUGCUUGCAAACACUGCUUUGGCAUUUAUUUUCUAGUAGUGCAAGGAGUCGAGGGGAAAUCCUGCUGAGACUCCAAGGCAGGACACACAGAUGCAGGAGGGGAAGAUCAAAGACAUAUAUAAUACAGGAAGAAGCAGAGGGUCAAUCCAGAGGAGAGGGCACUCGAUUACACAUACAAGGGUAAUAUAAAAGGGAUAACAACACAGGAGAGAGUGGUAAUGUCUGAAAAUGGAUAAACAAACAAAUGCAUUUAUUUACCCCACAGACAUAGCCCUGAUCUCUUUGAAAGAGGAGAAUGCCGUUCCUGGCUUGGAGCACUCUGCUCCCAGCCAUGUCUGGAGUGGGAGAAAACGUUUGUUUGGGGAUCUCCUCCAUGAGCCCUGGCUGAUGGGCUGACCCAUCCUGCUGUGAUGAGUGGGAUGUGAUGUGUGCGAUCCUUUUGAUCACAGAUCCCAGGCUCUAUAAGUCACGUCACUGUCACCUCAAAGAAAUUUGGCUGUGUGAUGGAUCCCUUACUAAAAAUUUAUUCUUUAAAUUACUUAAUAUUGUUAUGGACACCCUUCUUUUUGUGGUUUGUACAAAUGAGAGCUUUCUUUUAAUAAAAACCAAACAGUAAAACAAAAGGCAAACACAAAACUCUUGCUGUCCUAGUGUGAGAGUAGCUCAUUAGCACUUUGCCCAUCGGUAUUUGAGGUGAGAUGAUUAGCCCUUAGCAUCGUGAUUCUGAGAUGUGAACAACAAAUGGGACUUCAUUUGCUUUGUUCAGCCAGAGCCCUGAUGGAUCACUCUGUACAGAAGUGUCAUAACAGCAGGGAAACAUUCGUCCGAGUUCUGAAAAACACCAUCUUCUAUAGUUCUUUUCAGGGACGGAAAGAGUUGCCUAAUUAUGUUUUGUUUAAUAAAUGUACUAUUUCGUUCUCCUCUUGUGACAAACAAAAGCUGUCAUUUGAGGAAAUGCACCAUAUGCUGCCAAUUGGUCUACGAACUCGUUAUAUCUGCGGGACAGAAUGACUGCGAGUGCUCUUCAGCAAUUGCUCCUUUGCUGAGAAGAACCUGGACCGAUGACAGAGCAGCACAUUACUGCAGUGACAGCGGUGGAAGCUGCUGGCAUUUCAAGAAGCAGCCUGGUCGAACAGCGGUGUCUCUGCCUGGAUGGAUGGUUCCUCUCUCCGUUUAUGUGCUUAUUUCUCUUUGGAUGCUUGUUAGCCUCAGCCAAUGAAUGCUCGGUCAGUGCUGGGUUGGGCUACAGCAAAUUUAAAAAUCAACACUGUUUCAGAUACAAACUCCUGCCUAUGCAUCACUGUGAGAACUGAAUACUCAAACACCCACAUUGCUUCAGCAAAAAAUAGAUCUCUCUCAGUACCCUUUUUCCUUGGCAGAUUUGGGAAGGCGAGCCCUGAACUCUGCCAAUUGCACGGCAGAGGGGCGCUGAGCCCGGCCGGCAGCACUCCUUCCCUGCCCUCCUGCAGCCGAGGAGGCUCCUGCUGCUCUCCCUCUUGCCCCCAUGGGUUUGCUGAUGCAUCUGUGCCAGCGAGAUAAAAGACAGGAUGAUGGGUCUUGCUGGAAAGAGCUUUCUGAUGGCACGGCUGUGAGUGAAACCAACACAAUAUGUUCAGUGUGGAGGAUCUCCUGAUUUCUCAUGGAUACAAAUUGUCUAAAAAUCCCCCUGCUUCCUAUGAGAACAGAUAUGAUGGAUACCGGCAUGAAGCUGCAGGGAACAGAUCUGCUCAGAGGACGCUGAACGGCUUUGAAGCAGACCCCAGAGCUGCUUACUGCAAGAAGCCUCUGACAAAAACCAACUCGAGCAGCACUGAAAGCAGCCAUGGGAGCCAAGGGAGACAAGCAGGUCCUGGUUACCACCAUGACCUUCAGGGUUUGUCCACUUUUCAUACUUCAGAAGGGGGGGUUUAUGACAGGCCUCAACUAGCAUGGCCUUCCCAGCCCAAGAGUGAUAAAGAUCUGGCCUACUGGAGAAGGAGAGGGCAGGACUUCAGCGUGCUUCUGGGCCACUCCCAAAAAGGAGGCGCAGAAAUGCAAGGUUUGGCCGCGGCCCAUGGGGCACCCAGGCACCCCAAGGAUGCCCAGCUGAAAGUGGGGCUGAGCACAGAGUACGUCAGGAGAAGCGGCUUGCCCGAGAGCUGUGAGGGGCCUGGGGAAUGCAAAUGGCAGAACUUGAGAACAGAAAGCUGGAACCAGCCAAAAAAGGUAGGAAGGCAAAUGUCGGAUGGUGACAGAGAGAAACUGCUCCAAGAGCUGUAUUCGCUGACUCUGGGAGAUGAUGUCCUAGGCUCCCACAACAAAGGGAAAUCGCAGUCCUUGCCUAGAGUCCUUCUGCAGGAGAGCAUGAGGUGUGUGGAAAUGCCCUCCCUAACCAACAGCAACAACUCCCUCAGCGUAAGUAAAGCCCCCUCCUAUCCCUCACACAGACUGACUGUGGAAUCGGCCAAGCACCAUGAAACGGGAGGCCAUUUCCUUCCCCUGGUGAAGCCCAAGUAUGGGAGACCUCUGAAGCCUCCAUCCUAUGAACUGCAGCGACAGAGCAGGGCACCUGCCGAAACUGUUGGUUUUCAGGACCACUACCAGAAGGAUGAACCCAUUCCCUAUUUAGCCAAAGCAAGUGAGCCGAGGCAAGAUCCUUGUGUUCAAGACCCUGCUUUGGAGCCCCCGGUCUAUGUACCUCCUCCUUCUUACAAAUCCCCACCUCACCAUACCGCGAGCCCACAUCCCCUCAGUGAAGUGCCUAACAAUGCCACGUAUGCCAGCAGUGAUCAGCAGGACACUGCAGAGCGGGCUGUUGCCUGCCAACGACCAGCUGUGAACAGUGUUGAAAUGGGGGCCGCACCUUGCAAAGACAACCAUCUUCCUCCUGGGAAGCAAAGCCAUUUGAGGCGCCCCGCUGACUACCUGCGUUCUGUUCAGUAUAUUCCCUUUGAUGAUCCUCGAAUACGGCAUAUUAAAAUUGCACCACCCGGAGGUCUGCAGGACAACAUUAAAUACAUUGACAAUGCACAUAGUCCCAGUUCCGGUACUUUGCAAGAGAGAGAUCUUGAAGUACAGUGCAACAGUGCCUUUUUGGAUGCAUCACACAAAUCCAGUUCUGUAAAGGGAGAAAGAACUUCUGACAGCUCCGCCCACAGCAGCAGAUGGUUGGCACCAUCCGUCCGAGAUCAGGAAAAUUGUGCCUUGCUGGACCAAAGAGACAGUUGUAGCACAGCUAAUCACAGCCCCUGUAAUGAAGCCAGCACAGAGUACACAAAAGGCAAACUUCUUGUAAGAAACUCACAUAUGGACAGCACCUGUGAGACCGUUACAAAAGUGAAAAAGUUUGAACCUGGAACUGGGAUGCAGAGCAAAAAGAGUUCAAAGAAAAAAAUGAAUGAAACUAUAUUUUGUUUGGUCUCUAUCCCAGUUAAAUCAGAAUCAAAUCUGCCAGAUACAGAUAGGAACAACAACAUAACCCAGAGCCCUGAUAAGAACGGGUUUGAUAACAAUGGGGCUUUGCAAGAACAAAGUCUCUUAAGUAUGUCUUCAACUGACUUGGAGUUACAAGCUCUUACAGGAAGCAUGACCAAUAAAAAUGAGUUACAAAAACAAGAGCUGUGGAGACCAGAAGAGUUCAAACAAAUGAAUGACCUCAGAUUUAUUCAGCCUGCAAAACACAGAGAGCUCAAAUACUCUGGCUCCUGGCCAGGUGAUCAGUACAAAGACCAGCAAACACAGACCAGUUUCUCUGAAGAGCCUAAAAACCCACAGAUUUUCCAUGGUACAAAGCCUGGGCAACCCAGCAGUAACAAACCACUGUCUCCAAAGCAACUAGGAUGUACGGCAUCCACAGCUGGGUCAAAACAGACAGGGUCACCUUCUGACGACAGAGGCUGCAGACAGGGUGCUUAUGGCAUGAAGGGGCAGAUGUACCUCAGCCAGUCCAGCAACAGCGCAUUUUCAAGAACUGCCACCUCCAUCCCACAGGCCUCCUCACCAAAGGGCCACCAGAGCCAGCCCCUGCCUACCCAGGAGCGGGAAGCUGGCCUUCCUCCCAGGGCUGAUGUAGUUAAGGCAGAAGCAGGAGCUCCUUGCAACAGUAAAGAGCUGUUUGGGCAGUUCCUUCUGAAGCCUGUCAGUCGCCGACCCUGGGAUGCAAUAAGCGAGCUAGAAAGUUUUAACAAGGAGCUGCAAGGGCAGGAAGAGAGCAUGAGCAGUGAGGAAGACUUGGAAAGUGCAGGAGCUUCUCCACAGCCAUGUGCCCUUCCACAGAGAAGGUCACCUAGAAAUGGGAACCAAGAACCAAAACGUGGUGGGAAGUUGGAAACGGUUGUGCCAGAGGUGCCUGUAUUUAAGUCAGGGAGAGUUAAAAGUAAGUCUGAAAGUUGGAGCACAGGGACAGAGCAUGGCGCUGAGAUGGACUGCGUUGGCUCUCAGUGCUCUUCGCAGCCAGGAGGGAGCAAUGAAGGAGUCAGACCAGCAGAUGGAAGUCUGAUAACAGAAAUGAGGACGGAGGAAGCCAAGAAUAGAGCAAACAGCCAGCCAGUUCGCCCAGGACCUAUCAAGAGAUUCUUGUCCAGUAGCCCAAGCAGCUCCUACCAUGGUAAUCCUUUCAAUAAUCCUGUCUUACAGGAGAUGAGCGAAGACCAAAAUUAUCUACACUUUGUUAAACUGAGCAAAGGUGCAGCUCCCCAGAAUGAUACAAAAUUGGAGAGAGGCUCAGCAGUAUGCUUGUCCUUAACUAAGAGGAACCAAGGGUGCUCUGAGCCAGAUUUGAGGGCAGUGGGACUUGAUACAGCCCCAGGACCUGGUGCUAGCAAUUCUGAUCACUCUUCAAAUGCAAAUUCAGUGGAAAUCCCUGUGAAUGAGUCCUUGCAGGCAAGAGCUGCAAGAAUUUUAGGCAUAGAAAUAGCAGUGGAAUCUCUCCUUCCAGAUGACCACGUUGGGCCCCAGCCAGGCGCAAGGCCUGCAAGCGAUGCCCACGACUUUGGGUCAUCAGCAGAGAGUACUGUAAGUGGCAAAGAAGGAAAAAAAGACAGUUCUUAUGAAGGCAGACGUAAGUGUGGUUGGACAGAGAGCGCUCUCUUUGUUGGAGAGAGGGACCGAUCAUUAUACCCUGAUGAAUGCCAGACCACUCACCAGGAAGGCAGCAGUAAAAUGUUAGUGAAGGAGCAAGCUUUUGAACAACCUGUGAGUCCCAGCCAAGGUGGAGACCAAAACUUGGUGUCCAAACCAACUGUGUGUCAGCACUCAGAAAAGAGAGUGAGGAGCACCUCAAAAGUGAUAGAGACACUGCAAGGCAAGCUCACGUCUCCACCAAGCCGGACUGCCAUGGAUCGCUUAGUGCGAAUGAAAGAAGUCGACUCUGUGUCCCGGAUGAGACGUCUGAGCAUAAAAAGUGCAGACUCAGGAGAGGAGGUGGAUGAGGAGAAGCUGUCGAAGGUACAUGAGGAGAGAGGAAGCAAACUGGCAACGUCAGGGGCUGUCUCCAAGCGUGUUAUCUCUCUCAGUGAAAAUGGAUAUUUAGGUGGAAUGGACAAGAAGAAAAUCGACAGAGAUUUUUCCUUAGGUAAGACCCUACUCUGGGUGAUCCAAGUGGGUACGGUUUUCUUAUGUAACAGGCACAAUCACUUUGCUUAUGCCCACGUAAAGCUGCUCAAAUAGUAACAGGCUGUAGGUGGUACUACCCCCAUCUGGUUGCCACCCUCUUUACUCUCCUUGUGGAAGAGGUAACAUGAGUGAUCCUAUUUUAGGAAAACUUACUGUAAAACUAACUUGUGAUACUGAAACUCAUUCACAGAGACUGGAGCAGUCCCCAAGGUCUGCUGUCUGUCUAAUUGUUUCAGAGAACUGCCAGCUUCAAAUAGCUCAGUUCAAAGAUAGUCACUCUUGUGCCAGUGUUUGGGAACACGUGGUGAUUUAAUCAUAGCCUCUCCUUGAAUACCUAAUUUUCCAUCUCUAAUACUUAAGUAGACACAUACAGUAUCAGAGUUCAGAAAGAACUAAAAAUAAAAAUCUGAUGUUCUUCUGUGAAGCCUCUGGGAAAUGGCUACAUUAAGGGGCCUGGAAAAUUCUCUCUCUCAUGAAUAUUUUCCAAAUCACACGUUGAGCACAACUGUUAUCCCCAGGUCAAAUGGAAAGUUGACUUUUUCAGUGAACACCUUUUUUUUGGUAUGUGUGUUUCUCAUCUCUCAAAAGCACAUAAACUUGGGUAGACCAUAUGCAUCCCUGAAGUAACAUGAGCUGUUCUCUCUCCACAACAGUUUUCAUAUGGCUUUGUACUGAGCAACUGAAAAUCAGUUGUUGCCAUAGAUCUGCAUAAAGGGAUAAAUCUCCCAGGCCACCUGCCUAGUGCAUUAAAUUAAUUGGAGUGAGCCAGUGCAUAGUGUGAAAGUUCUUACAUUAGUAUUAAUCUUCUCCCUUUUUCUAUCCUCCUUGCAACAGCCGCCACUCUCUCUUGAAAUUCACACAGGUUAUUCAUUAAACUCCACCAAUGUGAAUCUAUUUACAGUUUUCCAGCACAGAGGGACUGAAAGUAAAUCGAGCAUACUUUAAAGUGAAUGUAUAUAUUUAUUUCUGAAGGUAAUUGUUUACGUGAGUUCUAAGCAUUGACUCUUCCAGUCUUAUAGCCUUUUCCUUUGCAUCUUUUUUAUAUCCUACAGCUCUGCAUCUCUUCCUGCUCUGAACCAUAUUUCUCUAGAGCAGGUUUUCCAAACAGGCUAAUUCAGCUUCCACGUAUCCAUCAGAUCUAGUAUGCCCCACAUGUGUCUCAUAUGCUUUCCUCCCUUGGGGUUUCUGCUGGAGUGAAGAAAAUAACUGUUGUGGUGACAUGACUUCAGGGAUCUAUGAAAACAGAUUGUGUGUGUUUUAUUGGAGCCUUGUACUCAGUAUUAUUCUGCGGCAAAUUAGGUCUAGUUUUAUUCUUCUUACUGACAAUACCAGGCUUAUGUUCUGAAGUGUGUGCCCACUGCAGUAGUCCCUUCUAACAGCUUUCCCCACGUCUGCAUCAUGGCUGUCCCUUCCCGCUGCACACAUCCAGCACUGCAGGGUAACACACAUGGUAGAACAGUCCCCUGCACUGGCUUCCUCCCAUCCAAAGAGACUGACUUGCUGACAGCUGCAAGAUCUUCACCUUGCCUUAGUGAGGCAGGACUGAAGAUUUAUGUUUAUAUAAGGGCCUGAUGUUUGUCGACUUUGUUAACUCUCACUCUGUCUUCCAGACUAUCUCACUGGUACCAGUGAAAGCCAAAAUGAGAACUAGUCUUGAAAAAGCACUGAUAUGUGUUCCUUUCAGGGAGUAAAUAUUUCUAAAGUCCAUUCUGUUUGGAGUGAGUUAGGGUGAUGUUAGUCUUAUAAUUGCAGACUGGGCCUCCCUUAGAGGCUCAGAGGCCUUAGAAGAAACAGGCUUUCACAUGUAUAAUGUAGUUUGGCAGAUGAACAGUCAUCUCAGAGUAAGAGCUGAUCUUACUAUGCAAAUAGUGCCAUUUGAAGAACAUCUCCAAAUGUUCCCAAAUGCGCUGGAUGUUUUUUUUCUUCCUUGCUGUUUGAAGACUGCUUCCGCGAGGCUACUAAUCUGGCCUUGUUUCUGUAGAGAGCAUUGCAAAUCAGCUUAACCAAAUGCUGAAGAAAUGCUUGUGCAUCAGUGUGGGAAUUCCAAUAUUUGCCCUUCCAGAACUCUGAUGUUGCCAUGAGUCUUCCUGACAGCCUGGAUCUUUGGGGUCCUUGGUUUAGAUGCUGAAGAUCUGAAUAAGCUUUUAAGGAAUAAUCUGGGCUGUGCAGUCUUGUGGCCUGAGUUUCUCACCCCACACCCUCAGUGAGCUCCUCCAACUGGUGGUGAGUUCUCACAACGUGAAUGAGUCCAAAAACUGGGCCAGAGAGACCUUGGAGAACCUAGUUUCUGAAAUGUUAAUCCAUUUUUAUUCUUAGGUCAGCCUUUUGCAGAGCGGUUCGGAACUGUUGUGUGUUCUUAUAUUUUAGAUGGAGAAAACGUUUGUAACUGCAACUGAAAUAGUAUCUUCUCACAUUGCCAAUGCACUAAGCUUAGAUGCAGCGCUGUCCUGAAGUGCACCAGCCCUCAAAUGCUAUGUUCCUUUUGAGUUUUUGCAUUAAUGUGGUGUCUGUCCUUGAAGUUUGGAAAUACCAGCAGAGGCUGAACAGUGAUAAGCAGCUCUGAAAACAUAGGCGCUACUGGCACAGACUCCUCUCUUGGCUAGCCUAUCAGUGUGAGGAGAGUGGAAUUACAGAUCCCGCCCCAGCACCCACUAGGGCCAAAGUUCUUUCAUAGCCAGUCUCUUGAUAUGCAUCUGGAUGCUGCGGAGGGACACAUAUAGAAGUAAAAAUUUCCCUCUGAGGAUUUUUAUGCUUGUUUGAAUGAAGACGUUCACUCAUAUCAAUUAAAACUCCUCAGGGUAAACAUUUUACUCUCAAGUGUGAUAUUUAUGGGUCCAACUAUUUUCAUGCUUAACUUUUUAAAUGCAAGUGCUAUGGGGGUAUAGCCUGCGAGAGGGACUUCUAAGGUUAGCACAGAUCCCAAGUUACACAGGCACAGCAGGUAGCAUAGGCUGCAGUGCUGGGUUGUCCAGAUGCCUGUGGGGAUACAGACUCCUCUGCAGCUGUGCAUCCCAAGGCGUGUGGGGUAAGGCAGGCAUGUGCAGGACAGGCAGAUCUCAGAAGGCAAAGCCCUUUCAUUGCAAUCCUCUCCCAGAGUCACAAGGGUGUGGGAUGAAAGAGAAGGCUUGUGUCUGUUCGCUGCAUGGCCAAUGUCAGAAAUGCAAAGUGAGGUCUAUCCUGUGACCUAACAAGAGGUAGGCUUAAAAUAUAGGGCAAUGUUAGUAAGACAUAGUAAGCUUUAGGGAAUGAUGUUCAAACCAUGAGCUGCAGUUUUGCAGGCUGAAGUGAGGCAGUUUGACUGCUGUGAUGUGAUACAGCGACGCUUUCCAUUAUGCCACUGCAUGAAUCUCAAGCUGAGAAAGCACAAUCAAAUAAAAAGAUGCUGAAAACUGAACUGUAUCACUGAACCAGCCUUAAUCACCCCACUAGGAAGUAUGCGGCAUUUACUUAGUGUUCAGUGUAAGGGGGGCAAAUCUGGUGUCUUUCAAUCUCAAAGCAUCUGGACACUAGGAGCAAUCAUUGAGCAGUCAGUGAGCUUUCUCCUACCCACACAAGAUUUCCCAAUUAUAUCUGCAUGCAUUUGAUCUGAGUUGCUCCUGAGUUCUACUGGUGCAAAUACAGAAUUUGGGUCAGGAGUGUAUUAUGUAUCUUUAGGGCUGUCAGUCCAGUGUUAGUUUCCCUUUUCUUCAUAUAAAAAUUAGGGGAAAAAAGUCUUAUUUCCAUGGCUCGCUGCUUGUACUGGUGUUGAAAAAGUCCCACAAUACAUUAUUCGUUGUGUUUUCUUGUCUUUUUCAGACACAUAUGACCCCACCAAAGUUGAAAAGGUGUGAGAUGAACAGAGAAGAGAAUAAAGAUGCCUGCUCUACUAA
This is a messenger RNA of Gallus gallus (chicken), 12036 nucleotides long. It is a transcript of the gene JCAD, whose product is annotated as KIAA1462. The coding region runs from base 4184 to 8221 and encodes 1345 amino acids. The transcript is spliced from 3 exons. Gene Ontology annotation, biological process: positive regulation of blood vessel endothelial cell proliferation involved in sprouting angiogenesis. Gene Ontology annotation, cellular component: adherens junction; ruffle membrane. The record is from RefSeq and is a predicted model, not a curated record. Lineage: Eukaryota; Metazoa; Chordata; Aves; Galliformes; Phasianidae.